CAGUAUUGCUAAGAUUUUUAAAAAUCUUGUUUGUUUUGUGUAAUUCAACAAUUUUUAACGAUGAGUUAAUGUGACAACUGAAUAAACUAGUGGCUGACUUUAUCCCCAACAUCGCUAUUGGAAACGUGUGUUUACACAACGGGGAAUUUGUGAACAAAAUAUUUGUACAGUGCAGAAAACUGAAAAAAUCCAUAUGCGAAAUAAUUUCUAAUCUUGGCCGUCUUCGUUAAUACUUCAAAACGGUUUAAUUUUAUGUCCGCUGUGGGCACACUGUUUAUACAUCUUGCAGACAUUUAAUUCCUGUUGUGGUUUACGAGCUAAAUCUAAUUUACUGUCUCUGUUCUGUCUCUGUGGUUUGACGUCAAAUGCUGUUGUCACUCUCGUACUCAGGUCUUUCUGCACUCGCAUCUGGCGAUUCUGAGAGGCCUGUGAGAGAGGAUUCCUGGGGAGAUAAUUCCGUGUGACGUCAUUUUUGAAAAACAGAAAGAGAGUUGCAAUUAAGUAGUUGCCGAGUCCCAGCAUGAUAACGCUCUCUUUGUACGAGAUGACAGCCACUUAACAACAUCAAGGACUCGCUAGGAAAGGAGAAUGUUACCUGUUGUAGGAGAUUCCUCUUGAUUCUUCACUUCGAAACAUCUCCUGUAUUAUCCGUUUGUUAUGUUUUGUAUGUCGCGUGAAGAGUUCAGUGAAGUGUUCUUGAAAUGAAACCAUUGAGGAAAAGUGUUUUCUGAUUCAGACAGUCGACUACUGAAAAGCAAUGGCCCAGUGGGUGGGUUAGAGCCAUUAGUAAGACAAGAUGAUAUCUCGUGGGCAGAAUAAAGGAGUUGAACUAGACUUACUGGAGGAUAUAUUUAGACAGAAAGAAAGAGAUCUGGAAAAGGGGAUUUUGAAUUUUACUUUGAGAGAUAAAGAUUGUGAUCCUGUACUACGUACCAAAGCUGAAGAGGAUCGUAUGUUGACUGAGAUGCAUCUUACUAGUAAUAUUAUUCACGUGAAAAUAUCUCGUUGUAACUCAUUUGAUGAGGACGCUGACGUGUGUGAUGUCACACUAGCCCCCAAGUCCCCAACAUUGCUGAGCGCUCCACUUCCGAGUCUCACUUACAUACGCAGUAAAUAUCAUCCUCCGAUGCAAGAUGAAAUGUUUGUGUCUGGAAUCGAGGCUGAAAGACAGCAAAUUGAAACCAAAACACUUGGGAACGAUACUGCGCAUGCUCUGGCAGAUCGUCGGGCAAGUUACACGAGAAAGUUACGAGCGCACGCCGAAGACGAAACGAAUUUUGUUGAGAGGUACGUUGAAAUAGCUAAGGAAGAGAAAAGAAGUCAGCUGCAGUUAUCAGAAAAUAUUGAAAGUUCGGGCACGGAAGCCUCCGUAAGACGAGCGACAUUAUGGCGACGAUGUGCGGCAAUGGCCGACGUUUUAGCGAAGGAAGAAGCGGAACGCUUGCUGUGGAAGAAGAUGUUCUGUGUUGCUGCGCAUCAUGUUUAUGGAAAUAAAGGGUUCUAUUGAAGUAAAGUGAUUUUUAUCUUUGAAGAAUAUGGUGUCUUUUACGAGAUCUUUCCACAACACAAUCCAGUCCGCUAUUUUGGAAGGGAUGCAUGAUGGACUAUGUGACGUGACUCCAUGCCAUGACGUCAUGAUACGUCUCUCUGAUGGCGCUAAACUCGACAACAAUUCAGGACCGCGUGAAAAAGUGCUUGAAAUGUUUCUCACUUUUUAUGCUUGGGUAGAUCCUCCAGUGGUGAGACGGUCAUGAUAACGGAUUUCAAACGAUUUCAAGACUCCACUAUACUAUGUCCUACAUACACCCUGAUAAAGAAUAGACAAUUGGUCCGAUUUAUUAUUAGAAACCUCUUAGGUUUUAACAUAUGUACAGUAAUUAUUUAAAAUAAAGUAAAUAUUUUCAUCGA
Messenger RNA from Dendronephthya gigantea, 1908 nucleotides. RefSeq lists its product as uncharacterized. Lineage: Eukaryota; Metazoa; Cnidaria; Anthozoa; Malacalcyonacea; Nephtheidae. Bases 797 to 1507 code for a protein of 236 amino acids. The transcript is spliced from 5 exons. The record is from RefSeq and is a predicted model, not a curated record.